Osmerus eperlanus (European smelt) is the source of this 806-nucleotide messenger RNA. Its product is annotated as protein CEBPZOS-like. Bases 192 to 434 code for a protein of 80 amino acids. NCBI's taxonomy places the organism in Eukaryota, Metazoa, Chordata, Actinopteri, Osmeriformes, Osmeridae. The transcript has 4 exons. The record is from RefSeq and is a predicted model, not a curated record.
UUGUUAUUUUAUGUAGGUUGCAGUUGAAUUAAACGCCAAGAUGUCCAUACCGAUAGCUCUAGUACAAUAUUGCUUGAGUUAGCUUAACUUGUAAUAGCUACGUGCUUCAAUAACGUUUGGGAUAACCCCAGCCCACUGUUUACGUUUGUGAAUGCUAUGAAAUUAAUGUAUCACCUCAUUUAACCCGGUAGAUGGCCCCUAAACCGUUUCAGUCGACGGCGAAGAGACUGUUCAAGGGACUCGUAAUACUAGAAGUGGUUGGUGUAAUUGGUGCCUAUGGUCUCUUUCACAAGAUGAACACAAGUCAAGAUUUCAGGAACAGCAUGAAUAGGAUGUUACCCUCCGUUUUGGAAGUUUACUACAAGUCCAACGAAAUGGCCGGGAUCUAUGGGAUCCGGGAGAGCGACACUGCAGCAUGGUCCACCGAGGAGUAGAGAGGCGUCUUCACGUCUCGGCCCCGGACCCAGUCGUCCCUCUUGGCCUCCCACUUGAGCUGCUUGACCCCUGUGGUAGCCGAGGAAGGAGGGGCGUUAAGAGGCUCUACUCAAGCAUCCAUAAACCACCCGGAUAUAUGAACUAGGCGCCGACUCGUUAUAUGUGAGAACAAUGUCAAAUAUAUUUAGCUAUAUGUGGGUUUUUGUUCAUUCCUGAGAGAUGUCAAGUAUGUGCUAUGUAAUAAAACAGUGGGGUCUGACGGGCACUGUGGUCCAACCUGCUGUGAGGAUUACCAUUGCUCCUGUUCCGUGGUGGACAGGUUGUUUCUGGUUAGCAUCUAGCCAUCCAAAUAAAAAUGUCUGCUUGGUGUA